Messenger RNA from Pseudopodoces humilis (Tibetan ground-tit), 1161 nucleotides. It is a transcript of the gene RHBDL1, whose product is annotated as rhomboid like 1. Gene Ontology annotation, molecular function: serine-type endopeptidase activity. The record is from RefSeq and is a predicted model, not a curated record. NCBI's taxonomy places the organism in Eukaryota, Metazoa, Chordata, Aves, Passeriformes, Paridae. Gene Ontology annotation, cellular component: membrane.
CCGGGCGCGGGGGAGCGGCGGAGCCCUCCGCCCGCCGGGUGCAUGGACAGGAGCUCCCUGCUGCAGCUCAUCCAGGAGCAGCUCGACCCCGAGAACACCGGCUUCAUCGGGGUGGAGACGUUCGCCAGCCUGGUGCACAGCCAUGAGCUGCCCCUGGACCCCGCCAAGCUCGACAUGCUGGUGGCCCUGGCACAGGGCAACGACGAGGGGCAGGUCUGCUAUCAGGAGCUGGUAGACCUGAUCAGCAGCAAGCGCUCCAGCAGCUUCAAGCGAGCCAUCGCCAACGGGCAGCGGGCGCUGCCCCGGGACGUCCUGCUGGACGAGACCGGCCUCGGCAUCUACAAACGCUUCGUCCGCUACGUGGCCUAUGAGAUCUUGCCCUGCGAGAUGGACCGGCGCUGGUACUUCUACCAGCACCGCACCUGCCCGCCCCCCGUCUUCAUGGCAGCCGUCACCCUGACCCAGAUCAUCGUGUUCCUGUGCUACGGGGCCCGGCUGAACAAGUGGGUGCUGCAGACCUACCACCCCGAGUACAUGAAGAGCCCCCUGGUCUAUCACCCCGGGCACCGGGCACGCGCCUGGCGCUUCCUCACCUACAUGUUCAUGCACGUGGGGCUGGAGCAGCUGGGGUUCAACGCCCUCCUGCAGCUGAUGAUCGGGGUGCCCCUGGAGAUGGUGCACGGCAUCCUGCGCAUCAGCUUCCUCUACCUGGCCGGGGUCCUGGCAGGCUCCCUCACCGUCUCCAUCACGGACAUGAGGGCCCCCCUGGUCGGGGGCUCGGGGGGGGUCUAUGCCCUCUGCUCUGCUCACCUCGCCAACGUCGUCAUGAACUGGGCCGGGAUGCGCUGUCCCUACAAGCUGCUGCGGAUGGUUCUGGCGCUGGUUUGCAUGAGCUCCGAGGUUGGUCGCGCUGUCUGGCUCCGCUUCUCGCCGCCGCUGCCGGCCUCGGGCCCCCAGCCCAGCUUCAUGGCACACCUGGCAGGGGCCAUCGUGGGCAUCAGCAUGGGGCUGACCAUCCUGCGCAGCUACGAGGAGAGCCUGCAGGACCAGUGCGGCUGGUGGGUGCUGCUGCUGUCCUACGGCACCUUCCUGCUCUUCGCCGUCUUCUGGAACAUCUUCGCCUACGACCUGCUGGGGGCACAGAUCCCGCCCCCGCCCUAG